AUGGGAGGCGUCGUAUCAACUAUCAAGCUCCUCAUCGCCUUCUCCUGGUCCCUUCGCUCGGCCAUUGCUUCAGUUGUGAAACGUAUCCAAUCCGACCCGGGAAAGCCAUGUGAAAAUCCAACAAAGUCGUUCUGGCUCCAGGAGCCACAUCCGGUGGUAUCGCAGCACCAGUCUGAUGAGUUACCGUCUGAAGUUGAUGUAGUCAUCAUCGGAUCAGGAAUUACAGGUGCAGCUAUCGCGAAGACGCUUCUAGAACCCCCCAACGGGAAGAAAACCGAAAAACCUCUCAGUGUUGCGAUGUUAGAUGCUCGAGAGGCUUGUUCUGGAGCGACUGGCCGUAAUGGUGGCCACAUUAAGGAGGGUGCAUAUAGUGAAUACGAGUCUUUGAAGAAAAAGCACGGAAAGCAAAUGGCCAUGGAGAUCAUCCGUUUCCGACUUGCACAUCUAGACGCAUUGAUCGCCGUAGCUGAGGCAGAAGGCGAGGAAAUGCUCAAACAUAGUCAAAUCAGGAAGUGUGAUUCGCUAGAUAUAUGUUUUGAGGAGGAAUCCUGGGAGGGUAUGAAGCAUCAGCUGAGGUUGUUUCUUCGGGAUUUUGAAGAUCAGAGAGGGUUAUGGUUGCUGCAUGAGAGAUACGAAACAAGAAAGUUAUAUCCAUUUCCUUCGGCCAGUGGUGCAAUAUCCUCCCCCGCCGGCGCCCUCUGGCCCUACCGCUUUGUAACCUCCAUCCUCCACCGUCUCCUUACAAGUCACCCACAUUUUUCUCUCGAUACCUCUACCCCGGUCCUCUCUGUCACCACCUCUGAGUCCCACCCUUCCCACUACCUCGUCACUACUCCCCGCGGAAACAUCCUUGCCAAACAUGUUGUCCACGCCACAAACGCCCACGCAGCCCACCUCCUCCCCGGUCUCCGAGGCCUAAUCUUCCCCGUUCGUGGACACAUGACAGCACAACGCCCAACUCAGGGCGGCAGUGCAUUCGACGGAGAGGGAGACACCAUGGUAUUGAUCGGAGGAGCUCUGUUCCAGACCGGCAAUUUCGGUUUUGGUGAGGUUGGGGCUACAGAUGAGGAUAUGAACAUCUUCGCGUCUGCCCAUCUCGCUGGUAUUGUUAGUGCUGUCACUGGGAAGCAUGGGGCGACAAUGACGGAGGAUGCUUGGACUGGUGUUAUGGGUUUUACGCCAGAUUUGAUGGCUUGGGUUGGGCCUGUUCCGAUGUCUAUGACGGGGAGGCGGGAGAGACCUGAAGGUGGCAAAGAGUGGGUAGCUGCGGGGUAUUGCGGGGAGGGGAUGGUAAAUGCUUGGUUGAGUGGGGUGGCAGUAGGGAGAAUGAUUAACGGAGAGGACGAGGGAAACGUGGGACUACCAAAGGCAAUGUUGUGCACUGAAGAGAGGGCCAGAAACGCAGAUCUGUUGGAUCUGGUUAACGAAUAUUUGGGCUGA
Molecule: messenger RNA, 1440 nt
Organism: Morchella sextelata
Lineage: Eukaryota; Fungi; Ascomycota; Pezizomycetes; Pezizales; Morchellaceae
Exons: 3
Coding region: 1-1440 (479 amino acids)
Cellular component (GO): cytoplasm
Molecular function (GO): oxidoreductase activity
Source: RefSeq, a predicted model, not a curated record